AUGGCUUUGUACGACGAUCUUGACACAAAACACGGUCCCGACAAGGUGGCCGGGUGGUCAUCAGGAUUGAAACUGUUCCAGCCACAGCUACAGGUUAAAAAAGUGAAUCAACCGGCCAUCACGCCUAAAGCAAUCCUGCGGAAACCGGGCAGCAAGAUUCUCACACCCGUCGUUCUCAAGGCGAGGAAAGAAGUCCUCUCAGAACAGCCGCUACCUUUCGUAGCGGGCAGCUCGGGUAUCAUUGGCGGCGGCAUUCCGGGAUCGGCCGUCAAUGAGGCUGUUGCCAUUGUAAAACCCACUAAAGCACCCAUUACGGUAAACACGAUAAACCCAACGCCGAAUACAGUCAGUGCGACGGUGACCGAUGACUACAAUUGGGACGUGAUCGAUGAGUACGAUCCGAUAUGGCCAAACGAGUACGAUAAGCUGGUGAAGGACAGAAAAACCAAGGAACCCCCAAUCAAACCUCUGCAGAGUGGGUUCAGCAGAAACAGGCGCGAAUACAAGCGGUCCUUUGGAAUGCGUUCGAAUAAUAAUAAUAACAAUAACAGCAGUGCUGCCAGUAGUCACCAUAGUAACCAGCCUGAUGAGGAAGGUCCGAGUGCGAAGAAAUUCAGUGGAUUCGCUGGACGACCAUCGUCAGAUGAUGAGGAAGAAUUCCGACCGGGCCAAAGUCGGCCAUCGGGAGCAGCCAUUGCUCCACCACCGUCAUUACAAGAACCGAGCGCCAGUGUAACAUUGCCAAUGGAGGGUGGAUCCAAAGUAUCACAGCUUGCGGCAUACGGUGGCAGUUCCGUUGCGGCAAAGAUAAUGGCAAAGUAUGGCUUCAAAGAUGGACAAGGGUUGGGUAAGCAGGAGCAAGGCAUGGCAGUGGCGCUCCAAGUGGAGAAAACUUCCAAACGUGGCGGAAGGAUUGUCCAUGAAAAGGACAUUCCCGCGACUAGCACAGGAACUGGUGGCGGCGGAGGUUCAGGAACAGAAGCAACGAUGUCGCCACCGAGUGCUUCCCAAUCGACGCAAGAACCGUCGAUUACCGAAAUCAUGAAAUCCCCCAGCAAAGUGGUCCUCCUGAGGAACAUGGUCGGUCCAGGUGAUGUUGACGACGAGCUGGAACCGGAAGUGAAGGAUGAAUGCAACACCAAAUACGGCGAUGUAGUCACGGUUGUGAUCCAUGAGGUUCCGGAUGUCGUACCCGAAGAGGCAGUGCGCAUUUUCGUCGAAUUCAAGCGGAUGGAAAGCGCCAUAAAGGCGGUUGUCGAUCUUAAUGGGCGCUUUUUCGGGGGCCGGCAAGUGCGGGCAGGAUUUUAUAAUCAGGAAAAGUUCGAAAGCAUGGACCUUGGCGGGUGAAACGGAUUGUGCAUCUAAAUCGCAUAAGUAAAUGUACGUGUGUGUAUGCUUUCUUUUCAAAUAUCCAGUACACAAUUCUAGCCUUCAAUUCAAAAUAACUCUGUUCUAUUAAACCGAUAUUUGGUUUUUCUUUUAAUUUCGCAUAGUACAAACAGAAACAAAAGCGACGUUAACGGGGGUUCAAACGUGAAACUCUCUAUUAACGAUCAUCUGCUUGACGAACAGCAAGCACCAAGCAUAUGAGAUUCUAUCGUGUGAUAAUCAGAAGAAUGAUGCGCGAUUUGUUUCUUUGGCUUACGAUAGGAGCACGAAUUUGAGCUGAGUAAAUCUGUAGAUUGAGGUAAAUUGGUUCUAUAGGACGUUUCGAAAGAAUGGAUAUAUGAAGAAGUAAUAUAGCAUAA
Messenger RNA from Anopheles nili, 1748 nucleotides. It is a transcript of the gene Spf45, whose product is annotated as splicing factor 45. Gene Ontology annotation, molecular function: RNA binding. Gene Ontology annotation, biological process: mRNA cis splicing, via spliceosome; alternative mRNA splicing, via spliceosome. The transcript has 4 exons. The record is from RefSeq and is a predicted model, not a curated record. Lineage: Eukaryota; Metazoa; Arthropoda; Insecta; Diptera; Culicidae. Gene Ontology annotation, cellular component: precatalytic spliceosome. Bases 1 to 1347 code for a protein of 448 amino acids.